AUGUGGGUGUCAAUUAUAAUACUCCGGUCGUCGUCGCAGUUAUCAUUGGUGAUGGCUAUCGCAUGUUGUCUUGGCUGGCAUAAAUUAUUGAUAUUCUACUCCAAAUACGGAGAAAAGCGGCUGAGUUGUUUUUCGGAUUCGGGUACGGCGAAUUCAAAAGUGACCACUGGAGGCAGAUCAUCGACCGUUUUCUCUUUAUGA
This is a messenger RNA of Cylicocyclus nassatus, 201 nucleotides long. NCBI's taxonomy places the organism in Eukaryota, Metazoa, Nematoda, Chromadorea, Rhabditida, Strongylidae. The record is from the annotation of a GenBank genome assembly.